GGCCUUCUUCUCAUCGACUCCAUUCCCAGUCCCACUUUCUUCGUACACGUUUAAAACCCUACUCCACCUCGUCGCCGUCGCUGCGAUCUGCUAGGUCGUCCCCGCUGGAAGCUCGGGAAGAUGUCGCUCCGGGUGUUGAAUCCUCAAGCUGAGGUGCUGAACAAGUCGGCGGCACUCCACAUGAACAUUAACGCUGCCAAGGGCCUUCAGGAUGUGCUAAAAACGAAUCUCGGACCCAAGGGCACCAUCAAAAUGCUUGUCGGAGGGGCUGGGGACAUCAAGCUUACAAAAGAUGGGAACACUCUCUUGAAAGAGAUGCAAAUCCAAAACCCUACAGCGAUUAUGAUCGCAAGGACUGCAGUCGCGCAGGAUGACACUAGUGGUGAUGGCACAACCUCCACUGUUCUCUUCAUUGGGGAGUUGAUGAAGCAGUCAGAACAGAAAAUCGGUGAAGGAAUGCAUCCAAGAGUGUUGGUAGAUGGUUUUGAAAUUGCCAAGCGGGCUACUCUAGAGUUUCUAGAGAAGUUUAAGACACCUGCCGUGAUGGGUGACUCACCUGACAAGGAGAUAUUGAAAAUGGUAGCAAGGACAACACUUAGGACAAAGUUAUAUGAAUCGCUAGCUGACCAACUGACCGACGUUGUUGUUGAUGCAGUACUCUGCAUACGAAAACCAGAUGAGCCAAUUGAUCUUUUCAUGGUCGAGAUAAUGCAUAUGCGCCAUAAAUUCGAUGUUGACACGCGCUUGGUUGAAGGCCUUGUCCUUGAUCAUGGAUCUCGACAUCCUGAUAUGAAGCGGAGGGCAGAAAAUUGCUAUAUCUUGACUUGCAAUGUCUCCUUGGAAUAUGAUAAAAGUGAAAUAAAUGCAGGCUUUUUCUACUCCAAUGCCGAGCAGAGAGAAAAAAUGGUUGCUGCUGAACGGCGUCAAGUUGAUGAGCGGGUUAACAAGAUCAUUGAAUUGAAGAACAAGGUCUGUUCUGACAAUGACAAAAACUUUCUUGUGAUUAAUCAGAAGGGCAUUGAUCCUCCAUCUCUAGACCUACUUGCCAGGGCAGGGAUUAUUGCACUUAGAAGAGCCAAGAGGAGGAAUAUGCAAAGACUGGUUUUGGCUUGUGGUGGGGAAGCUGUUAAUUCUGUUGAUGACUUGACGGUUGAUUGUCUUGGAUGGGCUGGGCUUGUUUAUGAGCAUGUUCUUGGUGAAGAAAAGUAUACCUUUGUUGAAAAUGUGAAAAACCCUCGCUCUUGUACCAUCUUGAUCAAAGGACCAAAUGAUCAUACCAUUGCUCAAAUCAAGGAUGCUGUUCGUGAUGGUCUCAGAUCUGUCAAGAAUACAAUUGAAGAUGAAGCUGUUGUUCUGGGUGCUGGGGCGUUUGAGGUUGCCGCAAGACAGCAUUUGAUCAACAAUAUAAAGAAAACGGUUCAAGGGCGUGCACAAAUUGGAGUCGAAGCUUUUGCUGAUGCCCUUCUCGUGGUUCCAAAGACACUUGCAGAGAACUCUGGCCACGAUACCUUAGAUGCCAUCAUUUCUAUUACAGGUGAGCAUGACAGAGGCAACAUUGUCGGUUUGAAUCUUCAUACCGGUACACCUGUUGAUCCACAGAUGGAGGGUAUCUUUGAUAACUACUCGGUCAAACGUCAGCUCAUAAACUCAGGACCUGUUAUUGCUUCCCAAUUGCUUCUGGUGGAUGAAGUAAUUCGUGCUGGCCGAAACAUGCGAAAACCAACAUAGAUCCAUUGAGAUGUCCCCAGAUUUGCAAGUUACCAAUUUGACAUAAGAAAGUUUGAGAUGUUUUGUAGUGGAUUGGUGAAGUGAUAUGCAAGACUCAAGUACAUGUUCUGUUAUUUUUAAUGCUCAUGUAGUUCCAAGGGAUACGGAGAUUUUGCUUAGUUCAGAGCAAAUUUUGCCCUUUUUUAUUUUCCUGGGGAAAACCUCCACAUUAUUGCAAUCGUGUAAGUUUGUCAGAUUCAAAAAUUACUUCUUUUAGGGUUUGAAACUA
Zingiber officinale is the source of this 1996-nucleotide messenger RNA. RefSeq names its product T-complex protein 1 subunit zeta 1-like. Gene Ontology annotation, biological process: protein folding. NCBI's taxonomy places the organism in Eukaryota, Viridiplantae, Streptophyta, Magnoliopsida, Zingiberales, Zingiberaceae. Bases 121 to 1728 code for a protein of 535 amino acids. The transcript has 15 exons. The record is from RefSeq and is a predicted model, not a curated record. Gene Ontology annotation, cellular component: chaperonin-containing T-complex. Gene Ontology annotation, molecular function: ATP-dependent protein folding chaperone; ATP binding; ATP hydrolysis activity.